Messenger RNA from Marmota flaviventris (yellow-bellied marmot), 2244 nucleotides. RefSeq names its product RasGEF domain family member 1A (gene Rasgef1a). Gene Ontology annotation, biological process: Ras protein signal transduction. Gene Ontology annotation, cellular component: plasma membrane. The record is from RefSeq and is a predicted model, not a curated record. Gene Ontology annotation, molecular function: guanyl-nucleotide exchange factor activity. Lineage: Eukaryota; Metazoa; Chordata; Mammalia; Rodentia; Sciuridae.
AGCAGUCCGACGCCUGCCGGGUCGGGGACAAUACCUGGAGCAGGCAGCCAGGAUGUUUCUGGAACCCCAGGAAACUAUGCCCCAGACAUCUGUGGUCUUCUCCAGCAUCCUCGGACCCAGCUGUAGUGGACAGGUGCAACCCGGCAUGGGGGAGCGAGGAGGCGGGGCUGGCAGUGGCUCUGGGGACCUCAUCUUCCAAGAUGGACGCCUCAUUUCUGGGUCCCUGGAAGCCUUGAUGGAGCACCUGGUCCCCACGGUGGACUAUUACCCCGAUAGGACAUACAUCUUCACAUUCCUCCUGAGCUCCCGGGUCUUUAUGCCCCCUCAUGACCUGCUGGCUCGAGUGGGGCAGAUCUGCCUGGAGCAAAGGCAGCAGCUGGAGGCUGGGCCUGAGAAGGCCAAGCUAAAGUCGUUCUCCGCCAAGAUUGUGCAGCUCCUGAAGGAGUGGACAGAGGCCUUCCCCUAUGACUUCCAGGAUGAGAAGGCCAUGGCGGAGCUGAAGGCCAUUGCUCACCGUGUCACCCAGUGCGAUGAGGAGAAUGGCACAGUAAAGAAGGCCAUCACCCAGAUGAUACAGAGCCUGCUGCUAUCCCUGGCCACCCGGAGCCAGCUCCAGGAGCUGCGGGAGAAGCUCCGGCCACCAGCUGUUGAAAAAGGGCCUGUCCUCAAGGCCAAGCCACCGGCCGCUCAGAAAGACAUCCUGGGCGUGUGCUGUGACCCCCUGGUGCUGGCCCAGCAGCUGACCCACAUCGAGCUGGAGAGGGUCAGCAGCAUUCACCCUGAGGACCUGAUGCAGAUCAUCAGCCACAUGGACUCCUUGGACAACCACAGGUGCCGAGGGGACAUGAACAAGACCUACAGCCUGGAGGCCUAUGACAACUGGUUCAACUGCCUGAGCAUGCUGGUGGCUACUGAGGUGUGCCGGGUGGUUAAGAAGAAACAUCGGACCCGCAUGCUGGAGUUUUUCAUUGAUGUGGCCCGAGAGUGCUUCAACAUUGGAAACUUCAACUCCAUGAUGGCCAUCAUUUCUGGCAUGAACCUUAGUCCAGUGGCUCGGCUGAAGAAAACAUGGUCCAAAGUCAAGACAGCCAAGUUUGAUGUCUUGGAGCACCACAUGGAUCCAUCCAGCAACUUCUGUAACUACCGCACUGCCCUGCAGGGGGCCACACAGCGGUCCCAGAUGGCCAAUAGCAGCCGUGAGAAGAUUGUCAUCCCAGUAUUCAACCUCUUCGUUAAGGACAUCUAUUUCCUGCACAAAAUCCACACCAACCAUUUACCCAAUGGGCACAUUAACUUUAAGAAAUUUUGGGAGAUCUCCAGACAGAUCCAUGAGUUUAUGACAUGGACACAAGUAGAAUGUCCCUUUGAGAAGGACAAGAAAAUUCAGAGUUACCUGCUUACAGCGCCCAUCUACAGCGAGGAAGCUCUCUUCAUCGCCUCCUUUGAAAGUGAAGGUCCUGAGAACCAUAUGGAAAAGGACAGCUGGAAGGCCCUCAGGACCACUCUCCUUAACAGAGCCUGAGGGUGUGGAUGCAGCCUGCACGUAACCGGAUGAAGCACAUGCACAAACCAAGUUUGAAUCUUGAUUGAUAUGGGUUGAGAUGAGGAGGCCUCACUGGUUGGGGUCCAUUUUGUAUAUAACUUUUAUGAAAAAGAAAAUGGUAAUUAUUUCAUGCAUCAACCUUUGGCACUUAUAAAGUUUUUUUGUUUAUUUUAAAUAACAGGGCAGGGCCCUGCUUUGGGGAGGGGUGGGGAAAGAGUAUCAUGGGAGAUGGCAUCCAUGAUAACAUCUUAUUCUAAUGAAAUGUAGAUUUUUAUUUUAUACUUUUGAUUAUUAACAUCUUAUGAAAAAAAUAUUUUAAAAAACCCAACCAAAACCAACGUGAGCCCUGCCUGCUCGGACGCCUUUCCAGCCAGUGUCUCUGAUGUCGGGGUUAGUGCCUUAGAGGGUACUGGGGGUCCGGUCUUCCUGCUCUGUUGUUUGAGCCUGCAGUGAGCUCUGCCCUGAGCUGUGAGGUGCUCACCCUCAACAGCCUAGGCCAUGAGGUUCCAGGGGGAAGGGCUGGGGCACCUGGGAGGUCUCGUGUAUACUUCUGGAAGUGAACCUUUGAGUGCGGGCUCUCCAAAGUUUACAUUUUCAUUUUCCUUUAUCAGGGAUUUAUGGGGUCGGGGAGGGGCAGGGGGACACCUGGUGGCAUAUUUUCUGUAAAAAUAUGUCUGGCAAAUUCUUCGAUUGUGUUUUAG